AAAAAAAAAAAAGUUGUUAUCGCGGUAACUGUUAGCUACCUUGUCUGGUUUAAUUUCUUGCAGAAGAACAGCGCAGCCAUGGCUCCGAAAUCUCUGGCGGAACAGAUUGCUGAGUUAGAGGAUUUGACUCCGAGAGAUUAUGAUCCGGAGGAUUUGGAUCGCGGGAAUGGAGAUAGUGAUGAGGAGGCGGGUGACAAGGAUGCCAGUGCGGGGAGGGAACAUUAUCAGGAUGUUGGCAAGGCAAAACUGCGCAAGCAGGAUCCGGUCGCCCUUGGAAAACAAUACGCCGGGUCGAAAGUGAGUCGCGAGGCAUUGGAGGCCGACAGCGAUGACGAUCCGUUUGCGGCGCGGUCGAGUGACGACGACGACGAAGAUGAGGACGAAGACGAGGAAGACGAGGAUCUGGAGCUCGGCAGCGACGAGGACGAGGGCUCAGACAGUGAGGAAGAAGAGGAGGAGGAGGAGGAGGAGGAGACCCGACCCUCCAAGGCAAAGAAAGGCAAGAAGCAGAUCGAGGUCGACGACAUGGAAACAGACGAGUCGGACGAGCUAGACAGCGAGGGAUCAUUCGACGAGAUGCUUUCCGACGAGGACGAUGAAAUCCCCUCCGACGAGAUCCCCUCCGACGAAGAAUCCGACGAGGAUGAGUCCGACCACGCCCGCAAACCCAGCUCCAGCGCCAACAACGACCGCGACGAACUCCGCCGUCUGAUGGCAACCGAUCAAAAAACCAUCGCGGCGACCAUCUCCCAAGCCGCCAAAGCCGACGCCAUCAAAGGCAAAGCCGUGAAACAACAACGCGCGACCUUCGACGCCCUCCUCAACACGCGGAUCAAGCUCCAAAAAGGCCUCUCGGCAAUCAACCAGCUCUCCCUUGCUGAAUCCACCGACGAUCUGGACUCCGAAGCCAUCACCUCCGCCGAAUCCGCCGCCCUCGCCCUCUGGUCCACCCUCGAAGACCUGCGCGUCGCACUCGCCGACGCCCAACAUAAUCCCAGCGAGGAGGAAACCAAAAAGCGCAAACGUCCCACCCCCACAACCUCCACCUCCACCGCCACCCUCUGGAGCCGCAUGACGGAACUCGAAUCCACCGCGCACCCCCACCGCCGAACCAUCCUCGACAAAUGGUCCGCCAAAGUCCGCAACGCAAACUCCAACACGGCCAACACGCGCGGAAAACUCCUUGCUUCUUCCUCGACCAGCCAACAAACCAUCACCGCGGUCCUAGACGCCCAGGUCGCUACCGAGACAGGUGAUCGGGCCGCGAAGCGCGCUCGUCAAGAUACCUCCUCCUCCUCUACAACUAGCAGCACCGAAGGUCCCAUCUACGACGACACCAUCUUCUACCAAUCCCUGCUCCGCGACCUCGUCGAGCAGCGCAUGUCGUCCUCCGACGCGAUCACCAACGGCCUCGACACCCUGCACAUCCAAUUACCGUCGCGCGGGGGAGCCGCCGUGCACCCCGUGACCGGGAUGCGGAAGGACAAGGUGAAGCGGGAUGUGGAUACGCGGGCGUCCAAGGGCCGGAAGAUGCGGUUCGAUGUGCAUGAAAAGUUGCAGAAUUUUAUGGCGCCGGAGGAGCGGGGCUCGUGGACGAAGCAUGCGCGGGAGGAGUUCUUUGCGUCGUUGUUGGGGAGGUCGGCGAGUGGGUUGCUACGGGAGGAGGAUGGGGAGGAGGAGGAAUUGAGUGGGGGGGAGAGUGAGGAGGAUCGCGAGGAGGGGGGGUUGAGGCUUUUUAGGAGCUAA
This is a messenger RNA of Aspergillus ibericus CBS 121593, 1746 nucleotides long. Its product is annotated as AATF family protein. Gene Ontology annotation, biological process: maturation of SSU-rRNA from tricistronic rRNA transcript (SSU-rRNA, 5.8S rRNA, LSU-rRNA). The record is from RefSeq and is a predicted model, not a curated record. The coding region runs from base 79 to 1746 and encodes 555 amino acids. Gene Ontology annotation, cellular component: nucleus; nucleolus. NCBI's taxonomy places the organism in Eukaryota, Fungi, Ascomycota, Eurotiomycetes, Eurotiales, Aspergillaceae. The transcript is spliced from 3 exons.